ACCGCGACGCUUCUCCCUACGCAAAGCGAGGACGCGCGGAUCAGAUGUCGGCAGGAAGAUGUUGAGGUUGUUCCAAACCUAAAGAUGAAUAUUUGUUUCUCUGAUGAGUCGCGGAAAUAUUAAAGGCGAAGAAUGGGAAGCAGUGUAUGCGUUGUCUCGUAUGCUGAAAGCUUGGAGCGCAGACUUUUUUUUCUCGGCGGUAAAUUUAGAGGAGACUAGCUGCGUUGCAGCAACCUAGCUAGCGACAUCGCAGCCCUUUUUGUGGCCCUCAGCGCUCCCUCCCAGCUACACCUAGCAUCCCGUCGCUUGCACAACAAGGAAAAAUGGUUUACCUGCUAAAUCCCAUAGAAAACCUCAGAGGCUACAUCACUAACCGUCCACCUCUGGUCAUUUUUAUGAUCAGUGUCAGUGCGGUGGCCAUCGCCUUCCUGACCAUUGGAUAUUUCUUCAAGAUUAAGGAGAUAAAGUCUCCAGAGCUCACAGAGGACUGGAACACGUUCCUGUUGCGCUUCAACGACCUGGACUUCUGCGUGUCGGAGAACGAGACGAUAAAGCACGGCCUGAACGAGUCGACCACCCCGGAGAGCCUGGUGGUGACCAGCGGCCAGGCCCGCUCCAGCACACAGCCCCCCCUGCUGUUAGAGGACUCGGGCCCCAUCAACAUCUCCGUCUCCAUCACCCUCACGCUGGACCCCGUGCGGCCGUUCGGCGGCUACUCCCGCAACAUCACCCACCUGUACGCCACAGUGCUGGGGCAGCAGGUCGGUCUGUCAGGCCGGGAAGCCCAUGAAGAAAUAAACAUCACGUUCACUCUGCCCGUGUCCUGGAACUCGGACGACUGCGUGCUGCACGGCCACUGUGAGCAGGUGGUGUUCAGCACGUGCAUGACCGUCACAGCAGCCAGCAAUAUCUUCCCAGUCACAGUGCAGCCGCCGCACUGCGUCCCAGAGACGUACACCAACGCGACGUCCUGGUACAAGGUGUUCACCACGGUCCGUGACUCGGACACCAAGUACAGUCAGGACUACAACCCCUUCUGGUGUUACAAAGGAGCGAUCGGCAAAGUGUAUCAUGCACUCAACCCCAAACUCACCGUCAUUGUCCCAGAUGACGACCGCUCCCUCAUCAACCUGCACCUGAUGCACACUAGCUACUUCCUGUUUGUCAUGGUCAUCACUAUGUUCUGCUAUGCAGUCAUAAAGGGACGGCCUGGCAAGGUGCGACAAACCAACCCUGACUUCUGUCCUGAGAAGGUACAACAGACACCAGCAGUGCUUUAUGACCUCAACAGGUGGCGCUGUCAGAGGGUUAAAAAGACGGCAGAGAGCUCUGCCAGAGGUUACCUGUAACAUGGACUCAGAGACACAGAAGAAUUUUUUUUUUUUAAAUCUACAUCCCAGUUGCCUAGUGAUCCCUGGAAAUACAUGAAGGGGUACAAACGCUAUGUGAAUGCAUUACUCUCGCAAUGUUGGGGUUUCUCCAACCAAAGAUAUACAAGUGCCUGUAUCUGUGGUGUAAAUAUUUGUUGGAUCUCUUGACCAUUCUGUGCAAAAGCUCUUUCUUGUUUAUUUUUGUUUGGGAUUUUUUAGCCCGCCUUCCCUCCAUGUCCCCCAUGUGCCAUCCCUGGACCGCUAGAUAAACAUAGAUGAAGGCCGGACUCAGUAACUUUACUGUGAAUUUUCCCUGGAGCCGCUUUUAAACUGAUCUUCAAAACUUGAUGGGCCAUUUGAAAUGUAGUUGAGUUGUCGGAGGUCCUCUCAGCUCAAACAGCGAGGAGAAUGAAAGAAGUCAGAAAAACAAUUUAACUCCCUUAUUUAUUUUACACCCACAAUCUUAAAGAAAAUUGCAUCCAUUACCAUAUGGGAGGUAUCCGAUCAGUCCAAUCAUCUCUGCAUAGUUUGGGUUGACAAACAGAUUUCACCCGGAAAGCGUUUUUGCCUUAUUUUUCUCCCUUGUCACCAAUCUGGCUCCCAUCUCGCCUCACUUUGUGUAGUUUUUAGCGGACAUCUUCCCGGCUGCAUCUGGAAACAUAACGCAAUAACAUCUUGCCUUACCCGUGGUGGACCAGCUGAAAUCAGAUGAGACCUGACCCACCUUCAUACCUUCACAGGCCAACGUUUAUUUUGGUUGUUUCCUGCUGAUUAUUAGGCCUGCUGUUGCUAAAUGACUUCCUGCUUUUCUUUUUGGCUUUGUUGUUCUAUUUACAGCUCCAGUGUGUUGUGCAUAUAGUGACACUCAGUGGCCAAAUUCAAAAAUUGCAACAAAAUGAACUCCCAGAAACUACGUAUCAGCGAAAGAAUAAUAAUUUUUACUUAUUUCUUCAUUUUUCUCUUACCCCAAAAUGUCGCACACUGGAACUCGAUAUGUAAAUCAUCCAUCGAUUAUCAUAUUUUUGAUCCACCUGAAAGUGUAAUUUCACACAAUCUGCAGUUUUAUUGCAUAUUUGGAGCACCUUCAUAAUUCUAGCACAUUUUGUUUUAUUUUCAUCGACAUCACAUGUAAUGUUUAUUGAAUUUGUCUCAAAUUCAAGCUGGUCUGCAUCUGUGUAAAAAAUGAUCAUAUUAACUUAGUAGCUAAUGCUGUCAAAACGUAAAUCCAGAUUAAAUCAACCUCUUGACAGCAUCAUUCAGAGGCAGUGGUACAUUUAUGUCGGGGACUAUUUAAAAAAAAAAGAAAAAAAAAAGUUUGUCAGCACUUAACAGAUGUAUUUCUACAUAAGUGUUGCUGACCAUUUAAUUGCAACUGCUUCACUGCAUUAAUACUACCACAUAUUUAUCAUUGGACACAAAUCCGUUGGACAAAAUGUGCAAAACCCCACAGCUGUGUGAAUAAGUGUGAGUGGGUUUGGGAUAUUUGUAGAUUAAAAAAGUGUCUGUAGUCUGACAUUCUCUGAAAUCUCCUUCAUAGAGACUUUUUUUUUAUAAACAUAUGGAAAAAUGUUCUAUCUUAGAGUUGGCCUCAUCAGCUACUGUUAUUCAGUAUGAUCCGGACCUUUAUUGUCAGGACAUUUGGGUUUUCUUAUGUUGAGAAAUGUACAAAAAAAUCUAAACAAAAUGUGACUUAUUUAGAAAUAGUGAACUGUGAUUUUUUUUUUUUUAAGCAAAAUUGUCUUAUUGACUAUAUUGCGGUUUUGAGAGUAGUGAGAAACCCCAACCUUGGGCUAUACUGGACUCUAUUGGCAUUUCAAUGCCUAGAGUUUGACAUCACAUGCAUUCUGGAAUUUUAUGAAAAUUUCCAAUUGAAACCGAUUUCAUGCUCACAUCCACAAUUUACACAGCAACACAUAAACAUUUUUCUUUAUUUUCAAAAAAUGUCUGUCAUUGCUAUAGGACUCGCUGUUUUUUGGUAAAUACCCCAAGAGUGACGAGCGUACGUGCAUUAAGCCUCAUUUACUCCCACUAUAUUUCUAUGGUGUUUGUUUUCCAAUUGAUUUCUUGAACUUGUCAUAUCUCCAACUUUAAACACAAAAGGGGUGUAAAAAUUCACACGUAGCCACCAGAGGGUUCUCCUAGUGACUGUUCAUGAAUAUGUGCAAUAUGGCUCAUAGUUUAGGUGCGGUAAUUGUUUAUUUGGGGCUUAGAUUUCUUUUUGGUAAGCUCUCCAGAGAAGAUUAGGUUACCACGGCAACCGGUGACUCAGCAGUUCUUGUUUUUUUUUUUCUUUUCCUCGGCUUGCUCAGCUUAUAAGUUUUGGGCAUAAGAUUCAUUGGUUUCUUUCCAAAUUUAUUGCAUUUGUUUUUUAAUAUUUUUUUUGUACAAUAAUAACACAAACUCUGUUAAUUUAACUGUGUUAUCAUGAUCUAACCUCCCAACAGUCUCUAUGGAGGAGAAGCAGAGUUAUAAGAUCUACUGUGUGCCUGCUUGACAUCUUAUAUGGUUUGGUUUCCCAGUCGUGGUUACCGGUAACUUUGACUUACCUCUGUACUAUAAUUUUGUUUCAUAUUUAAUAUACCUGUUGAAUGUACUUUUUUAUAAGCAGCAUAAUCUAAAUCUGAGAUGCAACAAUUCCAAGUGAGUUUAAACUAUGAUAUAAUUAGUUUUUCUCUUUAUUUCGUUUCAGUUUGAAAGGCUUUACUUGAAUCCAGUUUUUGAGUGGUAUUUACGUGACAUUUACAUGUUAUAAAAUGUAUCUUUUUGUGGUAAAUUUAAUUUUGUGGUAUCAGAUGCUCUAUUUUUUUUAAUUUUUUUUUUGGUUUGUGUGUUGGUGAAUGGUUGAAAACUGUUUUUGUUUUCUGAACAAAGUCUUCCUGAUUCAGAUGUAUCACAAUCUGUUAACUUUAUCGUCUCAUUUGCUUCCACUGUUGUUGCUUUGAAGUCUGGUAGCUCAUUCUUGACAGGUGUGAUGGAUGGAAACUGGGUGUGUGGCUGAUCGUUGUUGCCAAACUGUCAUUAUUAUCAUGUGUAGCCUGAAUUUGCCUGCUUCUUAUCCAUGUUUGAGUGAUUUUCUUUUUUGCUAGAAUUGCCUCUGAUUUACUGCAGAUUGCCUUAACAUUGUCCAGUUUUCCUUUUCUUUGCUUCACAUAUUGUAAAUCACGCCGGCUUAAGAAACAAAUCAAGUGUACACUUAAAGAUUUUUGGGUUUUCAAUGCAGUUUUACAUGCUCCUUUUACGUUGUACCGUUUCAAAAUGAUGGUUGCUUUACAAAAUAACCUUAAAUGCAGUGCUGUCAUUACACUCCCCUGUCCUCCCAACACGUUAGCAGCGCUUUUACGCAAGUAUUAAGCCAAUUCUGUGCCUUCUGCACUGUCCAGCUGCAUCCUCUUCCCUGUACAUACACUAGAUAGGAUCAUAGGUUUCCAUGUGGCUAAGGCGUCAUUCAAACCCCGAUUUCUCUUCAGUGGAACUGCUGUAAAUGAAUUCAAAUUUAAAUAAAUAAAUUGUCUCAAAACUUCCAACAA
Messenger RNA from Xiphophorus couchianus (Monterrey platyfish), 4897 nucleotides. It is a transcript of the gene tmem248, whose product is annotated as transmembrane protein 248. The coding region runs from base 324 to 1349 and encodes 341 amino acids. The record is from RefSeq and is a predicted model, not a curated record. The transcript is spliced from 7 exons. Lineage: Eukaryota; Metazoa; Chordata; Actinopteri; Cyprinodontiformes; Poeciliidae.